Molecule: messenger RNA, 2745 nt
Organism: Hordeum vulgare subsp. vulgare (domesticated barley)
Lineage: Eukaryota; Viridiplantae; Streptophyta; Magnoliopsida; Poales; Poaceae
Product: CSC1-like protein At1g32090
Exons: 11
Coding region: 166-2565 (799 amino acids)
Cellular component (GO): plasma membrane
Molecular function (GO): calcium-activated cation channel activity
Source: RefSeq, a predicted model, not a curated record
CAUUUACUCCACCUUCCGUCACACCACCACCCCCGCCCCCGCGCCCUCAAUUCCCGCCUCCCUCCUCCCCCCUUCCUUCCUCGCAGCGCAUGCACCGGCGCGGCUGCUGCUAGGCGGCGGCGCAGACGACAACCCAGCGACCAGCGGCCCGUCCGCCCCACGUCCAUGGCGACGCUGCAGGACCUCGGGGUGUCGGCCUUCAUCAACAUCCUGGGGGCCUUCGUCUUCCUGCUGCUCUUCGCCGUGCUCCGCAUCCAGCCCAUCAACGACCGCGUCUACUUCCCCAAGCUCUACAUCGCCGGCAAGCGCGGCGCCGGCGACCACCGCGGCGCCCGCAGGGUCAUCAACCUCAACCUCUGCACCUACUUCAAGUUCCUCAGCUGGGUCCCCGGCGCGCUCCGCAUGGGCCAGACCGAGCUCAUACACCACGCCGGCCUCGACUCCGCCGUCUACCUCCGAAUCUACACGCUCGGCCUCAAGAUAUUUUUGCCGGUCAUGGUCGUCGCCUUGCUGGUUCUCAUUCCAGUCAAUGUCUCUGGUGGGACAUUACUGAACCUGAGAAAAGAUGUCAUGUUUAGUGAUAUUGAUAAGCUAUCCAUAUCAAAUGUUAGCCCGGGAUCCAACAGGUUCUUUAUUCAUCUUUUAAUGGCUUAUGUGUUCACAUUUUGGACGUGCUUUAUGCUCUACAAGGAGUACAGUAAUGUGGCAUUCAUGAGAUUACAUUUCCUGGCUUCUCAGAAACGUUGUGCUGAUCAGUUCACUGUGAUUGUUAGAAACAUACCUCGUGUUUCAAGCCACUCGACGUCUGAGACAGUCGACGAGUUCUUCCGUAGGAACCAUCCAGACCACUAUCUUGGUCAGCAGGCUGUUUACAAUGCAAACCGGUAUGCUAAACUUGUAAAGCAAAAAGAGAGACUUCAAAACUGGCUGGAUUACUACCAGCUAAAGUUUGAAAGGCAUCCUGAUAAAAGACCAACUGGAAGGACUGGAUGCUUUGGUUUCUGUGGUAGACAAGUGGAUCAAAUCGACUACUAUCGGGCUACAAUUAGUGAACUUGAUAAGAGGAUUGCAUCAGAGCGUCAGAGAGUUUUGAAUGAUCCAAAAGCCGUUAUGCCAGUUUCUUUUGUGACAUUUGACUCAAGAUGGGGUGCUGCUGUAUGUGCACAGACACAACAGUCGAAAAAUCCCACACAAUGGCUGACCAAUUGGGCUCCUGAACCACGUGACGUUUAUUGGCAAAAUCUUGCUAUUCCUUUUUUCUCUCUGAGUAUACGCAAGUUUCUCAUAUCAAUCGCGGUCUUUGCGUUGGUGUUCUUCUACAUGAUACCUAUUGCAUUUGUGCAAUCACUUGCCAAUCUCGAGGGUAUUGAAAAAGUCGCGCCUUUCUUGAGGCCAGUAAUAGAAGUAAAAGUGGUGAAGUCCUUCCUACAGGGUUUCCUUCCCGGUCUGGCUUUGAAGCUCUUUCUCUAUAUCCUCCCUACGGUUCUUAUGAUCAUGUCAAAAGUUGAAGGCUAUGUCUCUUUGUCAUCCCUGGAAAGAAGAACUGCUUCGAAAUAUUACUACUUCAUGCUGGUGAAUGUAUUUCUUGGAAGCAUAAUUGCUGGCACAGCUUUUGAACAGCUAGAUUCCUUUUUUCAUGAUCCUCCUUCACAAAUACCAAGGACCAUUGGAGUAGCGGUACCAAUGAAAGCAACAUUCUUCAUGACAUACAUAAUGGUCGAUGGCUGGGCCGGUAUUGCCAACGAGAUUCUUCGGGUGAAGCCACUGGUCAUAUACCAUCUGAAGAACAUGUUCAUCGUGAAAACCGAGAGGGACAGGGAGAGGGCGAUGGAUCCACGCAGCAUUGCGCUCGGAGAAAACCUUCCAUCCCUGCAGUUGUAUUUCCUCCUUGGGCUCGUGUACGCGGUGGUCACCCCCAUUCUCCUUCCUUUCAUAAUCGUCUUCUUUGCCUUCGCUUACCUUGUCUACAGGCAUCAGAUCAUAAAUGUGUACAAUCAGGAGUACGAAAGCGCGGCGGCAUUCUGGCCUCAGGUCCACUCGCGCAUCAUAGCGAGCUUGCUCAUCUCUCAUGUGACUCUCUUUGGGCUGCUGAGCACGAUGAAAGCCGCCUACUCUACUCCGCUGCUCAUCUUCCUUCCAAUGCUGACAUUAUGGUUCCACAAGUACUGCAAGAGUCGGUUCGAACCAGCGUUCCGCAAAUACCCUCUAGAGGAGGCGAUGGAGAAGGACGUGAUGGAGCACGCGUCGGAGCCGAGCCUGAACCUCAAGACCUACCUGGCAAAUGCUUACCUGCACCCAAUCUUCCAUAUGUUUGAGCAGGAGGAUCAGAAAGAGGCGGCCACCAUAGAGGUGAGAAUCGACAAAUCGGAGCAUCAGCAGCAACAGCAUGUGAGAAGCUCACACUCACAGUAUGAGGAGGAGACGAGCGCACAGACGCAUUACCACCACGAGGAGAUGACCAGCAGCCAGUACCAGUACCAGUAUCAGUACCAGCACGAGCAAACUCACAUGAGGAGUGAGCAGUCACCGCCACACUUUGUCUACCACCAUGGAGACGAGCAUUGACGCUGCGAAUUUACUGCUCCCUAACUUGACCAUUUGCCUCGCAUUUUCGUGAAAAAUGAUUGCCCCCUGUAGUCCAGAUGAUGCUGAUGAUUGAUGUACAUGCCAAUAUGUAGUGUGAUGAUAAUCUUAUGAGUUGAUUAAAAAAAAUUCUGCGAAGGGAGAAGACAAUUUCCUUGAGUA